AUGAAUGGGAAAGAUAAAGAGGGCUCAAGGGAGAGUUAUGAGGGUUGUGCAGCCGAGUGCCUUCCGUGGGACGAGGCCAUGAGGAUGGAGCUGCAGCUGGAGUCCAGAAGUUCAGGCAGUGAAAGGGAGGAGAGACAGCGUCUGGAGACCAUCCUCAGUCUCUGUGCUGAGUACACAAAGCCUGACAGUCACGUGUCCACUGGCACCACCGUGGCAGAUGUACAGAAAAUCAAUAAGGAACUGGAGAAGCUGCAGCUCUCUGAUGAGGAGUCUGUGUUUGAAGAAGCCCUGGUGAGCCCUGACACCAGAUACAGGUGCCACCAGAAAAGCUCUCUCCACGAUGCAGACCUGGCAGGCUUCGGGAGCCUCAGUCAGAGUAGCGCCAGCUUCCUUUCCCUCAGGAGCUCCAGGAAUGAUGAACUGAUCAGAGACCUCACCAGGACUCCCCCACCGCCCUCCUCUGCCUUUCUGAAAGCUUCCAGCGAGUCCGCUUAUCUAAGCAUCCUACCAAAGACCCCAGAGGGUAUAAGUGAAGAACAAAGGAUUCAGGAGUUGACUGCGAUGGAAGAGUCCCGGAUAGCAAUUCUGAACAACCUCGAGGAACUUGAACAAAAAAUCAAAGAUAUAAAUGACCAGAUGGAGGAAUCUUCCAGAGAGUUGGAUAUGGAAUGUGCUCUCUUGGAUGGAGAACAAAAAUCAGAAACAACUGAACUUAUGAAAGAGAAGGAGAUUUUGGAUCAUCUAAACCGGAAAAUAGCAGAACUGGAAAAGAACAUUGUUGGUGAAAAGACCAAGGAGAAGGUAAAGCUUGAUGCUGAAAGGGAAAAACUAGAGAGGCUUCAGGAGCUUUACUCCGAGCAGAAGACCCAGCUGGACAAUUGUCCUGAGUCCAUGAGGGAACAGUUGCAGCAACAACUGAAGAGGGAUGCUGAUCUGUUGGAUGUGGAAAGCAAACACUUUGAAGACCUGGAAUUCCAGCAGCUUGAGCAUGAGAGCCGUCUAGAUGAGGAAAAGGAGAACCUGACCCAGCAGCUCCUGCGUGAAGUGGCUGAAUAUCAACGGAACAUUGUUACUAGAAAGGAAAAAAUUUCUGCAUUGAAAAAGCAAGCUAAUCACAUUGUCCAGCAGGCUCAGAGAGAACAAGAUCAUUUUGUGAAAGAAAAGAAUAACUUAAUAAUGAUGUUACAGAGAGAAAAGGAAAAUCUUUGUAAUUUGGAAAAGAAAUACUCCAGCCUCUCUGGGGGCAAAGGGUUUCCUGUCAACCCCAAUACUCUAAAAGAGGGCUAUAUCAUUGUAAAUGAAAUUAAUGAGCCAUGUGGCAAUUCCACGAAUCUCUCCCCUUCCACUCAGUUCCCUGUUGAUGCUGACGCUGUUGCCACUGGGCCUACCACAGCUGUGCUGGCGAGCCAGCCACAAAAUAAAGAGCAAAGAGCACCUGUCUGUUCUGGAUUUAUGUUUCCUUCCACCCUUUCUCCUCAUCCUAUCACUCAACCUCCAUCGGCCCCUUGGCCUGAAGUCGUGGCUACAUCUGUCGAUUCUUUUCAUUUAAAUGACACACCACCUCCUCUACCAGCUAAGAAACACAGAAGGCAGCAGCAACAGGACCAGCAGCAUUUUAGAAGUCUGGAAGAAAGGAAAAAACAGCACCAAGAAGGCCUCUAUCUGAGUGACACUUUGCCUCGAAAGAAAACCACACCUUCCAUAUCCCCUCAUUUCAGCAGUGCUACUAUGGGGAGAAGCACCGCCCCAAAGGGCCACCUGCCCCUGGGACAGAGCAACAGCUGUGGCAGUGUGCUCCCCCACUCGCUGGCAACCAUGACCAAAGACUCAGAAUCUCGGAGGAUGCUCAGAGGAAAGUCCAAGAAAGGAAGAAUGAAUGUCUCAGCAGGAGCAGUUAGUAAUUCCAAAAGUUCAAGUAUCAAAGGAUAUAAUCACCAACAGAUGAGUGAAGGUCAAAGGCAGAAGUCUUCUGAAUUUUACAGCCGCACAGCAUCUGAAUCAAAUGUCUACUUGAACAGUUUCCACUACCCAGAUCACAGCUACAAGGACCAGGCCUUUGAUACUCUGAGCCUAGACAGCUCUGACAGCAUGGAGACAAGCAUCUCUGCCUGCUCACCUGACAAUAUCUCUAGUGCCAGCACUUCAAAUAUUGCCCGAAUAGAAGAAAUGGAGAGACUUUUGAAGCAGGCUCAUGCAGAGAAGACAAGGCUUCUUGAAUCCAGGGAACGGGAAAUGGAAGCCAAGAAACGAGCUCUGGAAGAAGAAAAACGACGCCGAGAACUCCUGGAAAAACGAUUGCAGGAAGAAACCAGCCAGAGGCAGAAGUUAAUUGAAAAGGAAGUAAAAAUAAGGGAGAAACAAAGGGCACAGGCUCGACCUCUGACCCGUUAUCUGCCUAUCCGGAAGGAAGACUUUGAUUUGCGCAGCCACGUGGAGACUGCUGGCCACAAUAUUGAUACCUGUUAUCAUGUGUCAGUCACAGAGAAGACCUGCAGAGGAUUCCUCAUCAAAAUGGGUGGAAAAAUUAAAACUUGGAAAAAACGUUGGUUUGUUUUUGAUCGGAACAAGCGCACCUUCUCUUAUUAUGCAGACAAGCAUGAAGCUAAAUUAAAAGGAGUAAUAUACUUUCAAGCCAUUGAAGAAGUAUAUUAUGAUCACCUCAAAAAUGCUAAUAAGAGUCCUAAUCCAUUACUCACCUUUAGCGUCAAGACGCAUGACAGAAUCUACUAUAUGGUGGCCCCAUCGCCAGAAGCCAUGCGGAUCUGGAUGGAUGUUAUAGUUACUGGGGCAGAAGGUUACACUCACUUCUUGUUGUAG
This is a messenger RNA of Lipotes vexillifer (Yangtze River dolphin), 2817 nucleotides long. RefSeq names its product pleckstrin homology-like domain family B member 2. The transcript has 22 exons. NCBI's taxonomy places the organism in Eukaryota, Metazoa, Chordata, Mammalia, Artiodactyla, Lipotidae. Gene Ontology annotation, biological process: regulation of microtubule cytoskeleton organization. Gene Ontology annotation, cellular component: basal cortex. The record is from RefSeq and is a predicted model, not a curated record. Bases 1 to 2817 code for a protein of 938 amino acids.